This is a messenger RNA of Effrenium voratum, 4571 nucleotides long. The record is from the annotation of a GenBank genome assembly. Lineage: Eukaryota; Dinophyceae; Suessiales; Symbiodiniaceae.
CAGAAAGCCAGCCGCAUUCUCCAGCGUGCGGCCGAAGAACAGUCUAUGGAGAGCAAGGGCUACUCGCUGCCGACCUUGUCCGGCCCUAUCCUGCCGUCAGCCAUGCCCUUGCCGUGCAUGCGAUGGUCGGCUCGGGCGCCGGACCAGCCGGCUGCGCCGAGUGACAAGCCCUUGACGCACGCGGGGGAGCUCCCACCAGAGGACGCCCCUGCGCCAGCAGCCGAGCCCGAAGGGCCACAGGCUGAGGUAGUGCAGAAGGAGGCAGAGCUGAAGGAGGCAGCAGAGAAGGAGGCAGUGCAGAAGGAGGCAGAUCUUAAGGAGGUAGCGCUGAAAGAGGCAGCGGAGAAGGGGGCAGAGAAGGAGGCAGCAGAGAAGGAGGCAGUGCAGAAGGAGGCGGAGCUGAAGGAGGUAGCGCUGAGAGAGGCAGCGGAGAAGGAGGCAGCGCAGAAGGAGGCAGAGCUGAAGGAGGCAGCAGAGAAGGAGGCAGUGCAGAAGGAGGCGAAGCUGAAGGAGGUAGCGCUGAGAGAGGCAGCGGAGAAGGAGGCAGCGCAGAAGGAGGCAGAGCAGAAGGAGGCAGCAGAGAAGGAGGCAGUACAGAAGGAGUCAGAGCUGAAGGAGGCAGCGCUGAAAGAGGCGGCAGAGAAGGAGGCAGCUUUGAAGGAGGUUGCUGACAUGGAGGAUGAGGAUUCGGGAGAUGGAGAGUUUUCACAUUACGGGGAGGUGGCAGAGGAUGGAGAGGACGCUGCCGCAGAAGACAGCGUGUCCAUGGAGGGCCCGUCACGACAAAACCUGAGCCUGCAGGAGCAUUUGGCGAACGCCCAAGCAUUGAAGCAGGAACUGCUCUUGGUGCAGCAGGCGGAGCAAGAGAGGCUGCAACAACAGGAUGAGUUGCGCAGGCUGCGCCAGGAUUACGCCAAGCGGCUGUUGGAGAUGGACCAGUUGCAGAAGCUUGCGGCCCGUGGUCAGCUCGAAGUAGAGAAGCUGCGCAGACAGGCAGCAAGAAGGGAUCAGGAGCUGAGCGCCUGGCGUGACCAGAGCUUGGCGAGGGAGCAGGAACUGCAGGAGCUGAGGGACAAGAAGGCGCUCAAGGACGUGGAGGCGGAGGAGCUCAGAAGGCUCCACGCAGUGCAGGUGACGCAGAUUGAGCAGCUGCACAUGCGUGACGCCUUUCGUGAGGAGCAGCUGCACAGGAUCUCCACAAAGGAAGCAGAGCACCUCCGGCGCCAGGGCCAGAUGAAGCAUGAACAGGCGAGUCUGAAGGAAGAGUUGCGCGCCAAAGAAGACGAGCUUCAGAGACAGGCCGCGCAAAGCGCGCAGCACGCGGAUUUGAGGGAAGAGCUCGCGAGGCUGCAGUCCCAACUAGCGGCAUGCAAAGGGGAAACGCAGGAGCUCGAGAGGCUGCGAGGGUCUCAUACAAAGAACACAAAAGAGCUGGAGGAGAGUUUCAGUCAGCAGGCCCGGAAGGAGGAGGAGCUGAACAGUUUGCGAGAACAGCACUCCAAAGCCGGACUGGAGCUUGAACAAUUGCGGAUGCAGCAAGGAGCCUUACAGCAGGAGAUGCAACACGAGAUGGCCAAGUUGCGCACGCAACAUGAGGAGGAGUUAAGCAAGAUGCGAGAGGAUUCCGACCAGCAGGCCGAACUGCAGGAAGAGCUUGUAACCCUUCGCGGGCAGAAGGCGCGCAGAGAAGGGGAUAUGCAGGACUUGCGGAACUUCCUGGCUGCAAGGGAAGGUGAGCUUGAGCAGCUGAGUGGGCGGAUUGCAUCACAAGAAGAGGAGUUGGAACGACUGCGGCAGGAGGAGGUUCAGAGUGCCAAAGACGAGUUGGCCAGUCUGCAGGUGCAGAUGGCAGAACAGGAACACCUUAGAUCACAGAACGUCGUGAAGGACGCAGAGCUCGAGAGGCUGCGAGAGUAUCAUACGAAGAAAACAGAAGAGCUGGAGGAAAGUUUCCAUCAGCAGGCCCAGAAGGAGGAGGAGCUGAAGAGCCUGCGAGCACAGCACGCCAAAGCGAGGCGGGAGCUUGAGGAGUUGCAGAUGCAGCAAGGAGCCUUGCAGCAGGAGGUGCGCAGCCUGCAAGAGCGGCACAUCUUGCAGGAGAAGGAGAUCUCCUGCCAGAGGGAGGAGCUGGAAGGCCUCCGCGAGCAGAAGUCCCGGCGAGAAGGCGACAUGGAGGACUUGCGCAACUUCCUGGCGGCGAAGGAGGAUGAGCUUGAGCAGCUGAGCGGGCAAAAUGCCUCGGAAGUGGAGGAGUUGACCAAGUCCCUGGCUGCAAAGGAGGAGGAACUUCAAAGAGUGAGCCGGGUGAAUGCCUUGCAGGAAGCGGAGCAGCAGCGCAUGCGUGCCAAGGAGGAGGAACUACUUCGACAACAUGGCCAGAUGGUGGAUGCCCAAGCCUUUCUGAAGGAGGAGCUGGCCAGGCUGCAGGCGCUGCUGGCCUCGGAGCGGCUCAAGGCCGAAGCGCAGCACGGGGUGAAAGAUGCGGAGCUGGAACGGCUGCGGGCCAAAGAAGCAGAGCUUCAGAGACAGGCCGGGCAAAGCGCACACGAGCAAGCUGGCUUGAAGGAAGACUUGGCCAGGUUGCAGCUGCAGCUUUCGGAGGGCGUGGAAAUCCACGCCUCCGAGCAUGGCCUUUGGGAUGCGGAGGUGCAAAGGCUGCGGAUGGAUGAUGCCAAGAGAACUGAGGAGCUGGAGGAGAGUUGCAAUCUGUACGCCAAGAAGGAGGAAGAGCUGAGGCUGCUGCAAGAGCGGCAUGCCAUGGCCGGCGAGGACCUGACGCAGCUGCGCCGGCUGCUGGACUUGGCCCGGGCGGGGAAGAUGCGAAAUGAGGACCUCCGGGCGGUAGAUCAGGGGCCGACGCAGAAGACCCGGGAGGCAGCUUCAGCAGCGGAGGAGCUUCGGUGCGAUGAGUUCCCGGAGCUUUUGUCCCAGUUCCAGUCCCUACAGGCGGCGCUGCGAGAGAUGGAAGCCGGAUACGCCAAAGGCGCGAGCCGGGGCAAGGGCGAAGAUGCGCAGCUGCACUGGCAGAACACUUUGCUUCACGCAGAGCUUGAGAGCCUGAAGGAGAUGCAGGCCGCCCAGGAGGAGGAACUGGAGCGCUUGCGCGGCAAGGACCAGGAGCUGCAGCGCGCGCAGGUCCAGGCGGAGGAACUGGCCUCGUUGCUGAGUCAGCUGGGUGUGGAGAACCAGGCGCUGGCCUCAAAGCAGACGGCGCAGAGCGAGCAGCUGCGGCUCUUGCAGGAGGAGCGGGGCGCGAGGUGGGAGGAGGCGCGGCAGUGCCGGGCCCUUUUGGGGCAAAAGGAGCUCGAGCUUCAGCGCCUGCAGGAGCUGCAAGCGCGGCAGGGCAGGGAGCUAGAGGAGUCGAAGGUGCAGCAGAUUUCUCUCAGAAGCGAGCUCCAGGCCACGCACGACCAGGAGCAGGCGGCGUCACGGGAGUUGCAGCACCUGAGGCACCAGGACGCCAUGAAGAGCCAGGAGCUGCAGCGGCUGCAGAGCCUGCAGCGGCUUAAGGAUGAGGAGCUAAGCAGCCUGAAGGCCCACAGCUCUUUGCAGGAAGCCCGGAGGCAGCCCAUGCACGACGACGAGGAGCUCACCAUGGCAGAGCCAGCAGCGCCGCCCAUGGUCCCACUGGUUCCCACGGAGCCUGUGGCCGCUGUGGCCGAGGAGCGCUUGCAUCAGAGCCACCUGGCAGCCAUGCAGCGGCUCCAGCACUUAGCUGGACAGCUGGAUGAGAAGGAGGCGCACUCGCCACGGCAGAGUCAGCUGUCGGAGCCACUGGCGUCCGAGGACCUGGCGAGAGAAGCCGAGAAGCAGCUUUGCCAGGCGGUGCUGCAGGAGGUGAACCAGCUGCAAGAUAUUUAUGCGCAGCUGGGUGCACACAAAGUUUCCCGGAUGCACGUGGAGGGGAUCUCCGAGGACCCGCACGUCGAAGUGUGCUACGAUCCAGCGCGUCCAGCCUCCGCAAACGCGAAGGCCGCGACUUUGCUCACCUCCGGGACGCUCUCCAAGUCUCUGCGCAGCCGGCGCCAGUCCUUCACCCGAGGCCCCCUCCUGUUGGCCGACCGCGCCGGCAUAGAGGUGCCCUGGAAGCCCGUCUAAGAGUCGAGCGGAGGAUUCCCGCGCUGCCUUUCAGAUGCAGCCUUGAAUACUGCUGGGCAAGCCCCUCAUGAGCAAGGGCGCUUGGCCUUCUUGUUUCGGACCCAGGGCAAUGGGAAUGCAGCGAUGCACCCAGCACUGGGCCAAGGGGCUCCAAGAGCCUUCUGUUUAUUUUGAGAGAGGCACCCCAGGGCGUGGGUGCACGUUCCACGCGUGGUGAAACCGCCAGAUGCCCUGCAACUUUCCGAAGCCGAUGGCGGUGAAACCGCCAGAGCUGUCCAAGGCAGGAAACCUUUAAAUUAGGUCCUUUUCUUUAAACAUCGACCCCUAAAGUCACUCAACUCACCUUAUGCCCGGAGCUGGGCCCCGGGGCCCCGGGCCCCCGGGGCCGGCUGCGCGGAUCUUGCGCCAACGUCGCGUCAACGUUCCGCGAAGCGCCGUGCUUGGACAAAGGUGCCGCGGGUCAGGGGCAGGGC